Molecule: messenger RNA, 776 nt
Organism: Corticium candelabrum
Lineage: Eukaryota; Metazoa; Porifera; Homoscleromorpha; Homosclerophorida; Plakinidae
Product: synapse differentiation-inducing gene protein 1-like
Exons: 6
Coding region: 179-580 (133 amino acids)
Cellular component (GO): membrane
Source: RefSeq, a predicted model, not a curated record
AUCUGUCACGUGCUCCCGUCUCGUGAAUUGCGUCAGUUUUGCUUCUUGCUCAACGAAAGUUCAAAGCACGCUAGCGUUGUGUUCAAGUUUGAAAGCUAGCUAGCUAUUCGCUAAAAGUGUUGCAACGUAUUGCACGACCAUCUAAUUACGAUUGUGACUUGUAAGCAGUUGCUGCAAUAUGGAACAGAAACCUCUCGUAUAUGAUUCAAAUAUGGGUCCUCCCCCUGAGUAUGAUGAGCAUCCUGGUCAAUUCUUUUACCCACCUGUUGGUUACCAUCACGUAACCAGCCAUGUACAUGUACCUGUUCAUACUUAUCAGCCGGUGAUGUCAACUACAAUGAUGGGAAAUGCUCAAGUAGUACCCCGUAACUAUCUGUGUUUAUCCAUUGUCAGUCUUCUUUUUUGUUGGCCAUUUGGAUUAGCGGCACUUCUUAUGACUAUUAAGACGCGUGAUAUGAUCGCAUAUGGUGACAUCGCUGGAGCAAUGGAAACAUCAAGAAGAGCUCUCAUUUUUGCCGUUGUUGGAUUGGUGUCUGGUUUCCUUCUUUUGGUAGCUGCUGUAGCACUGGUUGUAGCUUAAAAGUUGAUUUUACAUCAUUGUCUAUGAACAAACACUGUGACGUCAGUUAAUUUGUUGCUUAUGAUAUAUCAAAGCAAGAAUGUUUGAUCUUCAUGGUAGAUAAGUUUGUUGAUGUUAUUUGAGCAACUUAGUUGAUUUGGAAACAGCUUGAAUGAUUCUCUGAUAUUUCUUAACACUAUUUCUUGAUAUGUAUACG